GCGGGAAGCUCGCGUUAGGACCCAGCGGCUCCGGGGCUGGAGGGCGGGCGCCAGCCCCGUCGGGGGCCCGGAGGGGGACUCGGAGCGGGCCAAGGGGCGGCUCCGGCGGGCGGACUCGGAGCGGGCGGCGGAGUGACCCGGACAGCUGUCCUCUCUGACACCACCCUGGCCUGCCUCUUUUUUGCCAUGAGAGCUGCCUACCUCUUCCUGCUAUUCCUGCCUGCAGGCUUGCUGGCUCAGGGCCAGUAUGACCUGGACCCGCUGCCGCCGUUCCCUGACCACGUCCAGUACACCCACUAUAGCGACCAGAUCGACAACCCAGACUACUAUGAUUAUCAAGAGGUGACUCCUCGGCCCUCCGAGGAACAGUUCCAGUUCCAGUCCCAGCAGCAAGUCCAACAGGAAGUCAUCCCAGCCCCAACCCCAGAACCAGGAAAUGCAGAGCUGGAGCCCACAGAGCCUGGGCCUCUUGACUGCCGUGAGGAACAGUACCCGUGCACCCGCCUCUACUCCAUACACAGGCCUUGCAAACAGUGUCUCAAAGAGGUCUGCUUCUACAGCCUCCGCCGUGUGUACGUCAUUAACAAGGAGAUCUGUGUUCGUACAGUGUGUGCCCAUGAGGAGCUCCUCCGAGCUGACCUCUGUCGGGACAAGUUCUCCAAAUGUGGCGUGAUGGCCAGCAGCGGCCUGUGCCAAUCCGUGGCGGCCUCCUGUGCCAGGAGCUGUGGGAGCUGCUAGGGUGAUGCUGGCAUCCUGAGUCCUGGCCCUCCUGGGAUCUGGGGCCCUCGGGCCCUGCCUGACCUGGUGCUUUUUUCCCCAUCCCCAUGUUCCUUUUAUUCUGUAAAAAGUUAGUGGACUGCAGCCCUGGGGGUUGCAGGCUGCGGUGCCUCAGGCCCCUCCUUCAGCCUGUGGCCACCUCUGGGGCACGAUGGGGGCUCCCCACUGCCCAGUCUGCCCCUCGGGUUGGGGGAGUAUCCCAGGCCUCUCUGUGGGACCUGGGCCCCUGACGGGCCUUCUCAGCCCGUUUUGAGGACAGACAGUCCCCCAUUUACAGUCCCCCGAGGUAGGCUACGUCCCCCCACCCCAGCUGGUCUGCUUGGAUUUCCUACAGCCCCCGUGGGCAUGGACCACCUUUAUUUUAUACAAAAUUAAAAACAACUUUUUACAAAA
Gorilla gorilla gorilla (western lowland gorilla) is the source of this 1170-nucleotide messenger RNA. RefSeq names its product microfibril associated protein 2 (gene MFAP2). The record is from RefSeq and is a predicted model, not a curated record. NCBI's taxonomy places the organism in Eukaryota, Metazoa, Chordata, Mammalia, Primates, Hominidae. The transcript is spliced from 9 exons. Gene Ontology annotation, cellular component: microfibril. Gene Ontology annotation, biological process: embryonic eye morphogenesis. The coding region runs from base 187 to 738 and encodes 183 amino acids.